Molecule: messenger RNA, 7003 nt
Organism: Bombyx mori (domestic silkworm)
Lineage: Eukaryota; Metazoa; Arthropoda; Insecta; Lepidoptera; Bombycidae
Gene: chb
Product: CLIP-associating protein
Exons: 36
Coding region: 436-4968 (1510 amino acids)
Biological process (GO): microtubule cytoskeleton organization
Cellular component (GO): cilium; cytoplasmic microtubule
Molecular function (GO): microtubule binding
Source: RefSeq, a predicted model, not a curated record
ACGACGCCAUGACAGGUCACGUGAUGUAAAUUUUCGUCGGACAUGCGCGUAUCACUGAAUUUUUCAAGUGAUUUUGAAAACGGUGGGACUAUUUUUCCGUGUAAAAAUUAUACGUGAUUGUUUAUUGUGUUGCUGUUUCUCUAUUAUAUACAUUAAUAUACAUUGUUGGCUUGCAAAUUAUGGGUGUAAUGUGUUGAUUUGUGGAAGGAAGUUAUUGUUUCUAAAGGUCGGAUCCAAAUGGUAAUGCAAAAUUUACAGAUCUUAUUUAAAGAAGAAAAUGUGACGCGAUGUGCCUCGAGUGUCUGUGAUCCAAGUGUCUAGUGUCUAGUGUAUAGUGCGUAGUGUCAGCGUCUGGACAAGUUACAUUGAAAUGUCAUUGUAUGAGGAACGAUAUAUCUAUGUAUCACCGGUGAUUGUAUUUUGAAAUUUUUAACGAUGGCCCACUACCCCCAGCCUGCGUCGCUAGAAGCGGCCCUCCCCCUGCUCAGCCGGCCCGACCUCCGUCUCCGUCAGCAGCUGGGCGAGCAGCUCGUGGCCCUCGUCCGCCGCGAACCAGAAAUAACCAAUGAUCUGGCCGCCCAACUCAUCGAUGCUCUUAUCGCUUGGCUUAAUGGAGGAAACUUUAAGGUGGCCCAAAACGGGCUUGAAGUAUUGACAGUGUUAACGGAACGACUCGGCCAAGACUUCUCACACUUCGUGCCUACCGUCUUGCCACAUAUCAUUGACAGGCUAGCGGACACGAAGGAGUGCGUGCGACAGGCGGCCCGCGCGUGCGUCGCGGCGCUGGGGGAGAGCCGAGCGGUGCCCCCCCGCGCGCUGCUGGCCCGCCUCACCCCCGCGCUCUCCCACAAGGCGCCGCACGCCCGCGAGGACGCGCUGCGCUGCAUACACACCCUGCUGCACACACACGGCGCCGUGGAGCUACAGCUGCGCGCUGCCGUCCCCAACAUCGCGGCGCUGGCGGCCGACCCCAGCGCGGCCGUGCGCGACGCCGCCGUGCAGCUGCUGGCCGACAUGUACCGACACGUCGGCGAAAGAUUAAGACAGGAUUUGAAGAAGAAAGAAUUACUGCCGGCGCAGAAGUUGGCUCUGCUAGAACAGAAGUUCGACGAGACGAGAGAGGCUGGGCUCCUACUGCCUUCAGCCGUGCCGGGCACGGACGAGACGGACGCGUGCCGCAGCCGCCGCGCCGCCACCGCGCCCUCCACCGCGCCAGACUCCGGCGCCUCCACGCCAGCAUGCGAACCCCCAAAGAGGACAGUUCCGAGGUUGUACAACCUCCCCUCCGCUAACAGGAAGCCACCCCCUCCGGCCAAACUCAAUAGCGCCACCAGUGUGUCGUCAGGCGGCGGGGGAGGUGGCGGGGGAGGCGGCGGCGCGGCGGGGGAGGCGGGGGCGGUCUCCACGUCUGCGUUCGAGGCGGCCUUCAGUGCGGCGCCGCCCCUCGCCGUGUAUGGAGUGCGCGGGCUGGACGACACCGUGCGCCUCGCCGCCGCGCUGCUGGGCGACCGCGCCGCCGACUGGGAGAAGCGCGUCGACGCGUUAAAGAAGAUCCGCGCUCUGCUCACCGCCAACGUCCACCAGCAGUACCCCGUGGAGUUCGCUGCACAUCUCAAGGAUCUGUCCAUUCCAUUUCUUGUUGUCAUCAAGGACUUGAGGAGUCAGGUGGUGCGCGAAGCCUGCAUCACGAUAGCCCACAUGGCGAAAGUGCUCAAGAAUAAAAUGGAACAGUUCAGUUUGUACAUACUCCAGGAGCUGAUCAACCUCAUACAGAACGCCGCUAAGGUGGUGUCGUCGGCGGGCACCGUGUGCGUGCAGUACAUAGUAUCGUUUGUACACUCACCGAGGCUCAUCCCGGUCUUGCUCACCAAUUUAACUUCAAAUAAAUCCAAGGAAAUACGUUCUACACUCAGUGAAGUACUAGUCAUGAUACUGGAGAAGUGGCCGGCUCAGACCAUAGAGAAGCAGCAGCAAAAUAUCCGAGACGCCAUCCGCGUCGCCUGCGUGGACGCCGACAGCACCGCCAGGAACCACGGACGAAGAGCGUACUGGUCCUACCAGCGACUGUUCCCUGCGGAGGCCGAGCUGCUGUUCGAGCGGCUGGAUGCUGCGGCCCAGAAGCAACUCGAGCGGGAGAGGAACGUCGGCAACGUCGGCAGCCUCGACGGACUACAGCGACUCGGCACGGAGAGGAGAGCCGCCGCCUGCAGCCCGCGCAGCCCGUCGGCCAGCGUGUCAGCCCCGGAGCGCGGCGGGCGGUCGGUGUCGGCGGUGGACGCGGCGGCGGCGCAGCGGGCCCGCGCGCGCGCGCUGUACUCGCACAUGGGCCGCACGCGCACGCACGCCGCCACCGCCAGCCUGCCUCGAGCGAAGAGAUCUCCGGUGGGCGCAGCGGCCGCCGUCCCGCCCAGCCCCGAGCGCGGCGCCGGCCGGUCGCGCUCCCGGCCCGGCGUGUCGCAGUCGCAGCCCACGUCGCGCUCGGCGUCCCCGUCCGGCCGCGCGCCCGGCCCCGCCUCGCUGCACGCCGCGCGCCGCCGACCCUCCGGCAUCCCGCGCUCGCUCGCCGGCUCCAGGGAGACCAGCCCCACCAGGAGCGGCAGGUCGAGCAGCGGGGUGAGACGGCGGGAGUCGAUGGAGAGGACGGCGCCCAGCCGCGCCCCGGCACACACGCUGCGCCUGCUGCAGCAGACCAGGGACGCCGAGGCCGCGCUCAGGAGUCCAGAGGACAGUUCGGCAUGCGAGGGCGGGAGAGGAAGGGACGACGAUUCCGAAGCCUCCAGCGUUUGUUCCGAGAGGAGUCUAGACUCGUACAGGAGACACGAUAGCAUGUCGUGGUCGGGCUCCGGGGCGCGCCUCGGCUGGGAGGGCUCCCCCCCUCCUCCUCCGCCGGCCGAUGACAUCAUCGUGCUGUGCUCUUCCACGCACUGGACCGAACGGAAGGAUGGACUCACGCAUCUUGCGAACUACCUCAACAGCGGGCGCCUGCUGACGGACGAGCAGCUGCGGCGCCUCACGGAGCUGUUGAACAAAAUGUUCGUGGACGCUCACACCAAGGUGUUCUCCCUGCUGCUGGACGCCGUCUGCGAGCUGCUCCUCGUGCACUGGCAGCAGCUCAAGGACUGGCUGUACCAGCUCAUGUUCAGACUACUGAUGAAACUCGGCACUGACAUCCUCGGCUCGGUGCAGAGCAAGAUAAUGAAGACACUAGACGUCAUACACGAGUGCUUCCCCGCUGAGCUGCAGCUACACAACAUAUUCAGGUUCCUGUCGGACGGCGCCGCGGCUCCCCCCGCGCGUACCCGCGCCGCCGCGCUGCGAUUCCUGGCCGAGCUGGCGCUGCACUACUGCACGCCCGGCGCGCUGGCGCUCGCGCUUCAGGGCGGCGGCGGCGGCGUGGCGGGGCGCGGCGUGGCCAAGGUGUGCGCGUUGGCGGCCGACCCCCGCGCGGGCGACGUGCGGACCGCCGCGCGCCGCGCGCUCGCCGCACUGUACGACUGCAGCCCGGCGCACUUCACAGCCUUGAUGAGCGAGCUACCAGCGGAAACGCAGACAUUCGUCAACGGUAUAGUGCAGCAACACGUCAGAAGAACAUCUAGCACCGGCAGCGACAGUCCGCUGCGCACGGCAAGCUCCGCGUCCAACAACGAGGACGUCCUCUCCCGCAUCAGGAAAACGACGUCGGAGAUACACUCCUACACCGCGCACCAUUCUAACGCGGAGUGCGGCAACUACACAUCGAGUAAAGACUCCGGUAUCAGUCAGAUGUCGGACCUCACGCUGGGGAACAAGGGGCACAACGGAGUGCCUAAUGGUCAUGCAGAGGCAAUAGGACGUGCCGCUUCAGCAGACAGUUCCGAAGAGGCGAACAGCACUAAAGAAUCGUCGCCCAUCCCGGGACACAACCGGCUCGACUACCAACUGCAACACGGGGACUACACCGGCAGUCAGCUGGGACGCGACAAGGCCAGGCCCUACGAGGUGGACGAGCACGGAUACAUCAUCACUAAAUGUGGAUUGGGCGAGGAGGCGGUGCUGGAGGCUCUGUGUGCGCUGGACGCCGUGACGUCACCGCCCGAGCGCUGGGAGCAGCUGCUGCUGGCCGCGCACGAGCUGCUCAAGUACGGGGACUGCUCCAAGCCCAAGGAAUACUUCAAGAACAUAGUUCGUGUAGCGCUGGCGGCGCUCUCCAUCGAGGACAACUCCGGGGACAAGGAGAACACUGAAAACGCGACCAACGCGCACCAGACAUCCGGCUGGGGGACGGCGAACGAGCGAGCAGCCGCCGAAGCCGUAAAGGUUCUGAUCUGGUUGUGCCGCAGGCCAGAGACCAGACCCCAGUGGCAAGAGUACUUCGAUCUCAUCCUACUGAAGCUCAUCCAGGCCUACGAGUCUCUGAACAAGGAGGUGAUGCGGGCGGUGGAGGCCGGCAUGCCGCACAUCGCUAGGGCGCUGCCCGCGCUGCAGGUGCUCGCCCUGCUGAAGCCAGUGAUCCGCACGCGUGGCUACCCGACCUCCCUGUGCGCCCUCAAGCUCGCCGGAGAGGUCGCCAAGGCGCGCCCCCACGAGCUCACCGACGACAUCGUGCAGCAACUCAUGGAGGGGGUCAGCCAGCUGGCGGACCACCAGAACUCCGCGGUGCGCAAGGCGGCCGUGUUCUGCAUGGUGGCCUUCACGUUCGCGCUGGGCGAGGCGCGCAUGCAGCCGCACCUCACGCACCUCUCCGUCAGCAAGUACCGCCUCUUGCAGGUGACCACACAACGCGCUCUCUCAUACAUGCCUGAACUAAGAUAUAUGUUCUGGAAAUUACGUGAACUGCAACAGAACAGCAUUGAAAAUUUACACGAACUUUUUAUUUUUUUUUGCUUCAUUUGUUUGGAAAACAAACAGUACAAAACAUAUUUAAAAUGGUAUACAAAAACCAAACAAGUUUCCAUGAUCAACAUCACACAUGAGCGAGAAAGUGAAUAAAGGAAAAAGAAAUAAAAUAAAUUUAAGUUUUUAAAAAAGCAUCCACAUAUAUAUAUUUAUGUAUAUAUAUAUUUCUUAAUAAUACACGUUGGACCUAAUUCACCUUAAAAUAUUCCAAAAUAGCAUUUCUAUAUGCCGCAAGUAAUAAACAAAAGAUGUCAGCUUUGGAGAACUUAGUAUCAUGUACCCUACGUUACUGAUCUACGUAAAAAAAGUUACCAUGUUAUUAGUAAAAAUUAACAAUUGGUUUACGGACUAGCGGGAGUGGAGGAGGCCGGGUCGAAGCACCCUAGCCCUGCCGAGGGAGGGUCAACGUCAACGAUCUUGCAGGCUUAGGCCGCAUCUGACGUUUGCCUUGUGCUUUCUAUGAGUUUAACAAUACGUUUCCACACGCGCCCUCCCUCCCCCCUCCCCUGGAGCCCGCACGUACUCUAUACAAUAAACGUUAUCGCAGGUGUACAUCAGCAAGCAGCGCGAGGAGUCCACCCGACAACAACACGCCAACAGCGCGACAACGACGUAGCGGAGGACGCGGCGCACUCGCACGCGCGCCACGCAGACGUAACACGCGCUCGCCGACCGGUGCUGCCAUCUCUCUCGCUCGGCUGCCGCUCCUCUGCAGCGAGAGGGGGACGGCAGCACGCGCCGCCGCUCGGAUGUGGCGCCCCCGGCCUCAUACAUAUGUCAGUCAUAUACAACAACUGGACAGAGCAUCUCGACUGGAGCACCACAUCUGCACUGUGGAGCCGCGGCCUUCCACAGAGCACCGCGAACCUCCUGAGCUGCUGACGGUAGGGGCGGCGCCACUCCCGCCACCCCCCGCCCGCACACCGGCGCGGACGCGUUGCUCGUCUUGUGUCUAAUUAAAUUUAACAAAAAAAAAUCAAAUUGAUUGUUUCGUUUUAUUAAAGAUUUAACAACAUUUAAUGUAUAUAUAAAUUGUAUAAUAUAAACAAACUCAACACAAGUAACGCGUCUGUAACGCUGCGUCCGCGGUCGGAGCGCCCGGGGACCCCUUCGAUAUUGACUCGUCGCGCAUCUGCUGCUGUCGCGACACGGAACUAUUGAGGUGUUCGUGACGUAACCCUACAAACAGUUGAGGAGUCGACGCGGCCAACGAACCCCAGCGGACCUCCCCAAGGGGCAGGGAACCUGGGGCCGACCGCGCUCUGACUAGAUUAUCGGGAUACAGCCGCCACUUAGAGCGUACACUAAAUUGGGACAACGUGAGUCGUCUGCUUCAAACAGGCGACUCGCAGCGCGCCGGCGGGAUGCUGCACGCAUCCUAACGUUACUAACGAGAUACGGACACGCUCGCUUCCAGCACGCCCCCCCAACCCCCCGCGCCGCCUCCACGGGGUCUUGUACUAACUACAGACAUUCUACGCGAUUUUAUUUGAGAUUAAACUCUUCUCGUCUCUUUCUGGUGGCGUAGUCCGGGGGCGCUCGGUCCUGGGAGUGCUUUACAAAAUACCAAUGAAUAACUAUUCGAUAUCCACAUUGCACCGCGACUUGUAGCGCUCGAAGCUGUCCGCUAAAUCUCACUCCCUGCAUCCUUGAGGUCCGCGUUGAGGCCGACGAGCCUCCCGGUACACUUGUUGUAUUCGUGCGAACACAACAACCGCCGCCGUUAACGGAACAAUUAUUCUGUUGGAAUAAUGUUUCGUUUGAUUCCACGUGGAGUUAGAAACUCUCAAACUUGAUAAUACGCAUUUUAUAUUAUUAAAAGAUAAUUAUUAAUGUUCUUAUUUGUUUUGUGAUUCAUUUAGCGUUAGUGAGCUUUAGUGAUCAUAACUGAGCGUAGCGUAAUUUAUUUAAUUGGCUUUAUAAAAGGAAAACUGUGUUAUACUAAAUAUAAGAUGACGGCAGGUCCAACGCUGCGUUCGUUGAUUCCAACCGGAGGGAGACGCUACCGACAACAUUUAUUAAUUAACAUUUGUAUUAUUUGUACUAUUAUUACUCUUAUUUUCUAAUUUUUUUGUGUUUAUAAUUGUUUUCGAUUAUAUUCGUGAAUAAAAACGAGGAUUUUAAUACA